AUGGCUAAACGUUCGGGAAUUCGGCCAAGUGUUAGCGGAAUGGACUUGAAUAGAAGACUCAAACUGUUGAGUGGUGAAAUGGAGAGUAUAAAAAAGAGUUUGGGGCACGAAGAUGUUGCCACUGUUACAGCUAGUUCAAGUAGACAAUGUCGUUCUAGGCGUCUCAGCCGGAGUAGGAUUAGAAGUGAACGUAAACGUAAUCGUUCCGUUUCUGCAAGUAACUCUGUUAUGACUACGGAAAGGAACAAGCGUGUUAGGCACGAAGAUGUUGCCAUUUCGGUCCAUGAUCGAAAUAAAUCUCGAUAUGUACACGACAAGCAUGAUUAUAAUGGGCACGAAGAUGUUGCCAAUUCUCCGAGAUUUCGGCGUGUUAGAAGAAUUAGCUCUUCUAGGUCUCCCGAUACCGUUGGUGGGCGCGAAGAUGACGCCUCUUCUCACAGCGAAAAUAGCGAUACCGAUGCACCUGAACAAGAGUGCGUUAUGGAGAACGAUGAGAGUGCUGCCUAG
Molecule: messenger RNA, 507 nt
Organism: Acanthoscelides obtectus
Lineage: Eukaryota; Metazoa; Arthropoda; Insecta; Coleoptera; Chrysomelidae
Source: the annotation of a GenBank genome assembly